UCUUUUAUUGUGUAUUUUGGAGUUAAUACCUAUCUACAUUGUUUAAAAUAUUUUGUCGUUGUUUGUUAUCAGCAAUGAAUUUAAGUAAUAUGUUGAUUUUAUGUUUCUUAACGGUAUUAUCCUGCCAAAUGUCAAGGACACAAAACUCAACUACUCAAAAUAAAGAAAUUCGUAUAGAAAACAUGAGUUUUGUUUUUUACAAUUCAUCGGUGAAUGAUUUCACAGUCAUACCUGCUAUCCAUUCAGAAUCUCUAUUGGAAAUAGAUUAUUAUAAUAGUUCAAAACCUACACUCUUUGUUUGUAUUGGAGUAGCAACUGAGAUUCAUGUUGGUAAAUUUCCACCAUUGGUUGAUGAAAUUAUAAAAACAAAAAAAUACAACUUAGUCGUUAUUGAUGUUACUUAUUAUACAUUGGACGCAUAUUUUGGAAUAGAUCAUCCUCGUCUUAUUGGCAAAACUCUUGCAAAAGCCGUUCAAAAUUUAGUAAGUGCUGGGCUACCAACAAACAAUACAGAGUGUGUUGGUCAUUCGUUGGGUGCAACUAUAUGUGGUGAAAUAGCCAAAUUGGUUCAACCUAAAAUAGCCUUAAUAGUAGGGUUAGAUCCAUGGCGAAAUGGUGGAUUUUUUCGCCGAGGUUACGCUCUACACACAAUCAGUUUACGAUCGGAUGCUCAAUAUUUUGGUGAUAUUUUAUGGGAUUCGGACACUGAACUAGUUGCAAAUGGCGGUGUAAGAAUGCAGCCUGGUUGUCAUGAUUCAGAGGUUGAUAAUUGCAGUCACUGUUUGGCUCUGUUUUGUUGGAUAGAUAUGAUAAAAAAUCCAAGUAUUUUCUUUGGCGUGGAAUGCAAUGAAAUUGAAUGUGACUAUACAUCUAUUGUUAGCAACUUAGGGCCAGAUUUCAGAAAAAAAGGUACAUUUCAUUUUCGAACCAGUGGAUAUUCACCAUAUGGUCUGGGAAUUGAAGGAAUAAAGGAUAUUGUACCUACCAAAAAUAGUACUUUCAAAUAUUACGAUGCUCAAUCAAUAGACUUUUUUUCUCCAGCAUACAGAGGAUACCUCUCAAAGGAUAUAAUAGAAUAUUAUUAAAUAAAUAUGCAAUUU
Chrysoperla carnea is the source of this 1100-nucleotide messenger RNA. RefSeq names its product pancreatic triacylglycerol lipase-like. Gene Ontology annotation, molecular function: lipase activity. The transcript has 6 exons. The record is from RefSeq and is a predicted model, not a curated record. The coding region runs from base 75 to 1085 and encodes 336 amino acids. Lineage: Eukaryota; Metazoa; Arthropoda; Insecta; Neuroptera; Chrysopidae.